Molecule: messenger RNA, 1776 nt
Organism: Rosa chinensis
Lineage: Eukaryota; Viridiplantae; Streptophyta; Magnoliopsida; Rosales; Rosaceae
Exons: 14
Coding region: 1-1776 (591 amino acids)
Molecular function (GO): methyltransferase activity
Source: RefSeq, a predicted model, not a curated record
AUGGACCGCGCUGAAAUAGACAACUUCCUGGAGGCCAUGUAUGCUUCCGAGCUGGCAGCGCAGAACACGGCGGUGGACCCCGAUAUGCUGGCGCUGAGCCCAUCAGAGGUUCAGGUGGUGCUGCCAAUGCCGCACCACUCUCAUCUUGGUGGUGAUGGCCUGCCUGCUGUUCAGGUGGGGACCGGCGCGGCGAGCAAGGAGGCGCCGCGGAAGGAAAGAGCGCCAACGAUACGGCGCGGGGUGCCAAAGAAAAUGGCCGACUGCGAUGCGGCAGAUGCUAGGGGCAAGCUGAACGUUGCCAUUGAGCGGCACCUGGAGCAGAAUGAGUUGUUUGCCAAGCUGGAGCAGGACACGUCCUUGCUGCGGGACCGGGUGACCGCGAAGGAGAAGAAAGUUGAGAUCCUUCAGCGGGAGUCCGCCGCCAAACAAGCGGAGAUCAAGCGGCUAGAGGGUGAAGUCGCUCGCUUGGAGGCUAUGGGGGACCGUGCUGCGGCUGCCGCUGUUAAAUCAUACAAGCAGUCAGCGGAGUACAAGAAGGCGCUGAACGAAGCAGCUAAGGCUGGUGCCCUGGCCAAUACUCUGCUUCUGUUGCUGAAAAAACACCACCAAUAUAUGGCUCUAUUGGGAAACCCAAAACAUAUGGCUCUUUCAUUGACGGAAACAACAACACGCCUAUUUGUUACUAGAUUUCUUAGACAAUAUAGAUCUACUGGAUGUUUAAUCUUAUUAGAAGAGGGAGGCAAAAUAUUCAACUUUGAGGGAAGCAAAACGGACUAUUCUCUAAAAUCCGUUCUCAAAGUUCAUAGUCCUCAGUUUUACUGGAAAGUAAUGACACAGGCUGAUCUAGGCAUUGCAGAUGCAUAUAUCAGUGGAGAUUUUUCUUUUGAUGAUAAAGACCGAGGUCUUCUAAAUCUUUUUAUGCUUCUUCUUGCCAACGGAGAUUCUAAUCCCUCAAAAUCAAACAAGAAAAGGGGAUGGUGGCAGCCUUUGUUUUUCACAGCAACUAUAGCCACAGCCAAAUAUGUCUUUCAGCAUGCUUUAAGGAAAAAUAGUCUUACACAGGCUCGAAGGAACAUAUCUCGUCAUUAUGAUCUGAGUAAUGAACUAUUUUCGCUGUUCUUGGGUGAAACAAUGAUGUAUUCCACUGCAAUAUUUAAGACAGAAGAUGAGGAACUGAAUACUGCAAAGCUUAGGAAAAUCUCUACUCUCAUUGAUAAGUUGAGAAUUGAUGAGAACCAUGAGGUUCUAGAUAUUGGAUGUGGUUGGGGAACCUUUACUAUUGAAGCAGUCAAACAAACGGGUUGCAGAUACACUGGCAUCACUCUAUCUGAGGAACAACUGAAAUUUGCUAAAAAAAAAAAAAAAGCGAAGGAUGCUGGACUUCAGGACCGGAUCAAGUUCCUUCUGUGUGACUACCGCCAAUUGCCUUUUAACCACACAUAUGAUAGGAUCAUAUCUUGCGAGAUGCUAGAACAUGUCGGCCAUGAAUUCGUGGAUGAGUUUUUUUCUUGUUGCGAGUCUUUACUAGCAGAAAAUGGGAUUUUUGUUCUGCAGUUCAUAUCUAUACUAGAUGAACUCUAUGAUCAGUACAGGCGAAGUCCAGGCUUCAUGAAGGAAUAUAUGUUUCCUGGUGGAUGUCUACUUUCAUUAAGUAGGGUAAUAUCAGCCAUGGCCACUUCUUCUAGACUCUGUGUGGAGCACAUGGAAAACAUUGGAAUUCAUUAUUACCAAACACUAAGAUGUUGGAGAAAGAAUUUCUUAGAUAGACAGAGGUAA